AUGUACAUCCUCUUGGCCAACUUCUCUUUCCUGGAGAUCUGCUACAUUAGUUCUGAUGUGCCCAAAAUGUUGGCCAAUCUCAUCUCCCAGAUCAAGAGCAUCUCCUAUGCUCGCAGCCUGCUCCAGUUCUACUUCUUCUCCAUGUGUGCUGCAGAGGGCUACUUUCUGUCUGUGAUGUCCUCUGAUCGGUUCCUUGCCGUCUGUAGACCUUUGCAUUACCCCACCAUCAUGACUUACCACCCGUGUGCCCGAUUAGUGGUCUUCUGCUGGGCAGGUGGUUUUCUAUCUAUACUGAUGCCUGCAGUGCUUAUGUCCCGAGUGCCUUUGUGUGGUCCUAACAUCAUUGACCAUUUUUUCUGUGACCUGGGGCCAUUGCUGGUACUGUCCUGUGCCCCACUUCCCAAAACUGCUCUGACUCGUGCUACACUGCCCUUCAGCAAGGUGGAGUGGGCGCGCCACGUGCCCUUCUUCCCCGAGCUGCCAGUGGCCGACCAGGUGGCGCUGCUGCGCCUGAACUGGAGCGAGCUCUUCGCGCUGAACGCGGCUCAGGUGGCGCUGCCCCUGCACACGGAGCCGCAGCUGGCUGCCGGCCUCCAAGCACAGCCCACCGAUCCCGAGUGCGCCGUGGCCUUCAUGGACCAGGUGCGCGCCUUCCAGGAGCAGGUGGACAAGCGGCCUCUGCAGGUCGACUCCGCCUACUACGGCUGCCUCACGGCCAUCGCGCUCUUCACGCGCGACGCCUGUGGCCACGUGGAGAGCCUGCAGGAGAAGGCGCAGGUGGCUCUCACCGAGUACGUGCGGGCGCAGUACCCGUCCCAGCCCCAGCGCUUCGGGCACCAGCUGCUGCGGCUCCCCGCCCUACGCGCGGUCCCUGCCUCCCUCAUCUCCCAGCUGUUCUUCAUAGGCCUGGUGGGGAAGACGCCCAUCGAGACGCUAUACACGCUGCUGUCCGGGAGUACCUUCAACUGGCCCACAGCUCGGGCCAGUGACCACGACGGGGCCGCGUGCGCUGUGGCCAGGCCUGCAGACGGACCUCAAGGGACAGGGAAUGCUGAGACCUCCAGGGGCCUCCCGGGACUCAGGACCCUGGCUUCUCUCCUCAGACUUAUAUUUUUUAAUGACUGUGAAAUGUUUGUCUUUUCUGUUUUUUAA
Messenger RNA from Cercocebus atys (sooty mangabey), 1152 nucleotides. RefSeq names its product steroidogenic factor 1-like. Gene Ontology annotation, molecular function: G protein-coupled receptor activity. Gene Ontology annotation, cellular component: membrane. Gene Ontology annotation, biological process: G protein-coupled receptor signaling pathway. The record is from RefSeq and is a predicted model, not a curated record. NCBI's taxonomy places the organism in Eukaryota, Metazoa, Chordata, Mammalia, Primates, Cercopithecidae.